AUGGGCUCCUUCUUCCCGUCGACGAGCAGCGAUCGAUCCUCAGAGUUCUCCGGGGGAUCGCCGGAGACCGGCUUCUGGUAUCCGGAUGAGUCGCUACCGUUCAACGAGAACGACCCGGAAGAGAUGAUGCUCUUCGAAAUGCUGGCGGAGGCCGACGCCGGCAUCUCCUACGGCGGCGGCGGCAGCGGCAGGGAGGAGGAGGAGGAGGAGGAGGAGGAGGAGGAGGAGACGGAGUCCGGCGCCGCCACCAAGGAUAGAUGCUACAGAGGAGUGAGAAAGCGUCCGUGGGGGAAGUUCGCGGCGGAGAUAAGGGACUCCACACGGCACGGCAUGAGGGUCUGGUUGGGCACCUUCGACAGUGCCGAGGCCGCCGCGCUGGCUUACGACCAAGCGGCCUUCGCCAUGCGCGGCGCCAUGGCCGUCCUCAACUUCCCCGUCGAGCACGUGGUGGAGUCACUGCGGGGGAUCAGGUGCUGCGGCGGCGAGGAAGGGGGCUCGCCAGCGAUAGCCCUCAAGAAGAGGCACUCCCGGCGGAGACGGUCCUCCGGCAGGAAGGGCGGCGUCGCCAAGGCGAGGAGGGUUGCUGUUGUGGAGCUCGAGGACCUUGGAGCUGACUACCUCGAGGAGCUUCUAAUGGCGUCGGAGGGCACUGUACCCUGGUGA
This is a messenger RNA of Spirodela intermedia, 663 nucleotides long. The record is from the annotation of a GenBank genome assembly. NCBI's taxonomy places the organism in Eukaryota, Viridiplantae, Streptophyta, Magnoliopsida, Alismatales, Araceae.